Porites lobata is the source of this 35983-nucleotide messenger RNA. The record is from the annotation of a GenBank genome assembly. Lineage: Eukaryota; Metazoa; Cnidaria; Anthozoa; Scleractinia; Poritidae.
AUGUUGGACUUCAAGCCCCAAAAGGAAAUAGUUUACAACCGUUUCCUACCAUACAAAGAUCAGCUGGAUGAUGAAUCGAACAAGUUUCUUUCGGAGAUUAAAUAUAAUCUUGGACGUGCUGUAGUGUUCAAAGAAACAAGCCCAGGAAUACUUUACUGGAGUAACAGACUGACAAAGUAAGUUGCUUCGAAUGAUUCACCAAGUGGUGAUCUACUCCACCGUAGUAUAGCCGGUGUAUUAAAACCGUUAAAUUGUAAGCUUAACUUGGUUGAAAUUAUCUGGGGAUCAUGUCCAAAGAUAUAGGGAUUUUAUGAGGGGUCUCUGGAAAUUGGGCUACAAGUAGUUUGAGGAUAGUCUUAAUUGCUGAAUCAUGCCUGCAAGCAAGAAAUUUUUUUAAAAAAAGAAAUGAUCAAAAGUGACAUCAAGUAAACAAAAUGUCAGCCUUUCCCAAGAGGCUUUUUACAGAGGCUUUCUUAGGGUAAAAUUCUGAAAGUGACAUGGCUUUUAAACAGUGACGUAGGACAGCUAAGAAGGCAACAAGCGAUACAACGACUGGUAGAAAAUGCGACAGCGACAAACAAAAAUGCAAAUACAGUGGUAAAAAUAUUACCAAGGACAUGGCUUCCUCCUCAAAACACAAAAAGAUUGGAUUUUGAAUUUCAGACUAGAGACAUAUGUACCCCCCUAAGAGGUCCUCAGUAUAGCAAAAAUGAAGGUUCAAAUCAGGUUGUGACAGAAACCAGACCUGUUGCCUUCCAGGAAUAAUGAUAACUUUCUCAACGGAAUCCUUCACACUCCAAGGGAAAUCGAUUUAAAUCUAAAACACUCAAUUUUGGGUUACUGGUAAGUCCAUUUUAGUUACCCCCAGUCUUUAAAGUUGAACCAUGCUAUAAAGAGUUAAAGGCACACCGAAAGCCAGUGGAGAACACAUGGCUGGAGCUUGGUGCAGUUUGAACCAUAUAAGAGUCUUGCUAAUCUCCUCUGGAUGGGAUGGUAAUGGGGGAGUUACGGGUAUUGUGAUGGUGCAUUUUAAAAAAUUCCAAGUAAAAUACACAGUCAAACCUUUAUUAAGUGGCCACCCCAGGUACCACAAGUGGCUGCCAAAUGGAGGUUGGCUGCUCAAUAGAGGUUCAUCAUAAAUUAGCAUAGUCUUUACCGGUGUCUAUUGGACCAUGACCAAUCAUCACCUCCUCUCUGGGACUGUAUUUCCUCAUUAUACUUUUCAAUUCAAUUCAGUUUAUUUCUCGCAAUAUUUUAGCUAGUCCUAAGUCACAGCCUUUUUAGCGAGUUGCUUACAGUUACAAAUGUUUGUAUGUGAUUAAUUUCAAAGUUUGAGUAUGAUGGCCAAACGUGAACCAUUCAGUUUUCUAGUUAUCCACCAUCAGGCUAAGUGUAUUAAGCGCUUGUUGGUGGGUGACAACAUUAGAAGAACUCUUUUCAGGAUGGCAGAAAGGUGGUCGUCACCACUUGAUAGAGGAGGCAACUUAAAUAAUAAUUAUUAUAGAGGUUAAUUAACAUUAUUGCUUUUUACAAUAUUAUUUUGUGACUUUGAUGUACUGGCUGCUUAACCCUUUAAGCCCUAAGCGUGAUUAGCAUCAAAUUUCUCCUUGUAAUUAAUAUCAAUGCUUUGUACAACAGAGUGGUCUGAGAAUUAUGAACAUGAUCACACAAGUUGAAUUUGCUUGAUAUUUUAUCAACUUCUCCCCACUACUUCUGUUGGAAAUGAAUAGGGGUAACAAAUGAGAAUUCAAAUUUUGAUGUUAGGGUUUAAAGGUUUAAAGAACCAGUUGAGAGAAUUUGACAAAAGAUCAAAGCACUUUUGCUGUUGAGAUCAUUACCGUAUUUAUUUGAAUAAGCGCCCAACCUCGAAUUUGUGCCCACCUCGAAUAAGUGCCCAUCCAGAAGGCAGAAAAAUUUAAUAAGCGCCCAGCCUCAAAUAAGCGCCCACCCCACCCCACCCCACCUCUGUCCCCCUCAAACUAAAACUCAAAUAAGCGCCCACCCCCUUUCUGGUCCCGUCCACCAAAAAAACCUUAAAUAAGUACUAAUAAGAGACUUGCACGACGACGGAGUUUUCUUCAGAGUAUUUUACAGAAACCUUGCUUUGUUACAUCUUCGCGUUUUAUUGUUACCAUUUAUUGUAUUGUUGCAAAAUUAACAUACUACAUGUGCUGAAAGUGUGAAAAUUUAAUAAGCGCCCAGCCUCGAAUAAGCGCCCACCUCGAAUGAGUGCCCACUCUCAAGGUCCAAAAAUUUAAUAAGCACCCAGGGCGGUUAAUCGAAUAAAUACGGUAUUCUCGUUAUUGGGAUGUUAGUCACUCUUGAGAUUAAAAUGGUUAAAAGAGCUUCAACUGACUGUAAUGUUACAGGGUUCUCAUUAAGUUUUAAAGUAGACAGCUAGGAUGUAAAAUUAGGUGGCUUGCCAAUUGAGUUUUGUGAACAAUUUCAGGCUUUCACUCUCUCACUUUACCCUAUUUCCCCAAAAAGUAGAUGGCUCAAACCUCCAAGUAGCCGUUUUUUUAGCUGGCUGCCAACACUUAAUGAGAACCCUGCUGUUAUGAAAUGAGAAAUUGUUGGUAUGUUAAGAAUCAUAAGCAUCCAGUAUGCUUGUUGACAGUGAUACAAGUACAUUAAUUUAAAAUAUUAUUAGCCCUUAGGUGGAAAAGUAAAAACAACUGUAACUGAAAAUUGAGGUGACUGUUUUUGUUUUAAUUCUUCAGCUAUUUAAAACUGUAUGGAAGAAAAUUUUCCAAGGAGGACCAUCUGAAGUUUGUCCACAUCUUUUUUGAGCUGACAACAGCACCUAAUUUGGAUCCUCAGUAUGUCAUUGCAUUCGGCCAUGUCUUAAUUCUCCUGCUAAAGUAAGUGGAAUGAUCCUAGCAUACGAGUGUGCCUUACAUAGUUUCAUUUAGUGAAGAUUUGCCAUCUCUAACAGUGAUUUUGUUACAAAUAGUUAUGUUCAGUCCUGAGACUCAUCUUCAGAAAAAUCAUGAGUCCUUGUCCAGAACCAUCAAGUCCCAGUUUUAAAGCAACGAGCCCCUGGGUCUUUAUGUAACCACACAGUUAAUCUGAAGACAGACUCCAAAUCUCUGUAUUACAGUUUACUGACAUAAAAAUGUCUCUCUCUAUUGUCAAGCACAACAAAGACUAAAAAGAAAUAUGAGUUGUUAAACAACAGCCACAGAAAUCACACAAACAGGAUAUUCUACAAAAACAUCUUAUGGUCUGAUGUUACAUCUUGUGGGACACAUACCACAUUCGCACAAAUUAGUUUGCAUUUUUGGGAAUUUUUAUGUAUCAGGGAUGCUGCACAAAGAAGUAAAUGAAUGCUUUCAUUCCCUAAUCAAGGUACAAUUUUUACUAAGUGAGAACAAUUAUUCAUGGUAUGCAUCCUGUUUACGUAUGAUGUGAAGAUCAAGCAAUUGAUCUGAAGGAAGUAGAUGCAGAUGUAGAUGUUGUUGUGGCUGCUGUCAAAAACUGCCUGUAGAUUAAUGGUCUGGUUACAUCACAGCUAAAGGAUUUUCAGUUUUUGAGAACCCACCCUGUUUUGAACUAGGACGCAGUGGUUCUGGACUGACAAUCAGUAUUUUUCACAAGAUGCCGUAUUUUUUCGGUUAUAAGGUGCAGCAUUUUUUCAAAGAAGUUUUGCUUAAUCAACCUCGAUCUGUUCCAAAAUCAGGGUGCAUCUUAUAGCCAAGUAUUUUCAUGAAACGAAAUGCAAGAAUGUCCAAUUUUCUUACUUUAAACUGGUAUAAAACAAAAAAUAGAAAAAAUACAAAGUUUAGAGUAUUGGUUAUUGACUUUACUCGACUUGGUGGUUCUGAAAAGAAUCAGGAGGGCUCUGAAAAGAGCCGUUUUAAGUCCCAUGACUCACCAUAGCUAUUUGUAGCAAAAUCACUGAUUUAUUGAGCUAACCAGCUGAAGCAAUGUUCCUUAGCAUUUCUUGAUGUUAAGGAUUAAACAGGUUAUUUCUUCUAUGAUCAAUUCUUUUAGGAAGCGAGAAUUGCUGUCAAGAUCUGACCUUGUGUUACCAUGGAGACCACUUUAUGAUCUUGUGGAUUUCACAUUAUAUUCCAAAUAUGAAAUUUCCGGACUCAAGAAACAUCCCCUGUAAGUGAAAUGUUCAGUAUGACUUUGAACUUGCAUGUACAGAACAUGACGGUUAAAACGUAUUUAAACAAGGGUGAACUCGGUGCUUGCAAGAAUCAUUCAAGAAUCAUUACUAUUGAUUGACUCACUAAAAUUGACAUAGUUGUCAGAUUUUGGUGCUUGUCAGUUGUCCUUUUAAGCUUGAAAAUUAGCUCAUUCUAUUUGGAAAAAAUUAAUGCCUAUUUGUAUUCAAGUUAUGAAUUUAAAUUUAAAGGUGGUUAUGACCGUUGAUCUUUUUUUAUUCAUACAGAAAGCUUGAAGAAACAGUCAAGCAUGUUGUACGUGUUUCGAGAGUGUAAGUAUUAAUGUUAUAAAUGUUGGUGUGUGAGGCUGUACUAUUAGAAAAUUGAGGGGAGCCCAAUGCUUUGAGCUUGUGAAAUCCAGGGUACCCAGUGUAGGAUUUCUAUGAAACAACUAAGAUUUCCUAAUUGACCUUUUGGAAAAGCAAAAGUAAGACACUGGAGGCCAGAGGGCACUACUUGAGCUCAGACCCAUGGUUUAAUAUAGAUGACAUUUAAAUAAAGACUAAGAGGGCAUCAAUGAUUUUAAUUCAAGCAGAAUAUGGGUUAAUGAUAGUCGUGCUGGUGCAUCAAAUCCUAAACAUAAACAUUCAUUGUUGCUUUUGUAAAUGAAUUGUAACAAAAACAACUUUGGACUUUUGAUGUCUGUACAGUGUAAUAGGGCUUGCUAAACUGACCAAUCAUAGUGCACAUACAAGCUGAGAGAUAUAAUAAUCAAUUGUUGCUUUGAUAUUCAGGUAUUUUUCUGAGGAGUCCACCCAAGAAAUGCUUGAUGAAUGGAGACCACUGCUGUGUCCUUAUGAUGUGACUUUUGGCAAAGCAAUGUUUUACUUUUCAUUGUUUUUGCCCACCACUUUGCCUCCUGAGAAGCAUGACAAAGGUUUUAAGUAGGUAGUCCUUUAAAACAAUAGUUUAUUUCUGGAUUCAAAACACUGAUGUAGUAAGAUGAGUAUUAAUAAUAAUAGAGUAAACCUUUAUCACAAAAGCACAGUCACCACUUUACCUAAAAAUGAAGAUAAGCAUCUUGCAUGUUUAAAUAGCCUUGUAGUUAACAACUUGAGAGUGAGUUCAGUUGUGUUAGACAUAGUUUUUUGUUCUCUUGAUACUUAACCUUGCAGCCACGUUCAAUGGAUCUACUGUCGGUAUCGAUAACUAACCUUAUUUUGUAAAUACACAUACCAUGUAUAUUGAAUUAAACUGUCGAGCAAUACUUGAUGUGUAAUAUGUCACAUAGACUCGAGAUUUUUCUUAUCAUAAUGUAAAGCGCAUUGUGGACAGAAAUGCUCUUAAUAAGAACCAUUAUUAUUAUUAUUACUAUUAUUAUUGUUAUUAUUAUUUAGAUAAGAAGGGUAGCACUUGCUCAAUUUGAAUAAAUCUUGUUUCCUUUUUGUAGUUUAUUGGAUCAUGCCUAUUUAUUUAUUGCAGAUUGUGGUUUCAUGAGUUGUUGGGUAUUUGGCAAUCAUGCACAAACAGUGCUAGGUGGGAAGAGGUAGGACAACUUACCACAAAGCCUUCUCCCUGUUCUUGAUAGUUGCUUUAACUGAUAACUAAAUCCUCCUUAAAAGUGGUUUCUGAUAUGAGUAGUCAUGAUAAGUAUUAUGAUGAUGAUGAUGAUGAUAUUUACCAUGAUGAUGAUGAUGAUGAUGAUGAUUAUGAUGAUGAUGUUGAUGAUAAUGCUUACCUUAUUAUAGGAAAUUAACGCUCCAUGAAAUUAACGCGAAUCGUUAAAAUUCGUGUUAAUUUAAGUUGCAUUAAUUUUGUUGAGCGUUAAUUUUGUUGAGCGUUAAUUUCCGCGACGUUAAUUAAGUGCAGCGUUAAUUUCCGAGCUCUUAGUUUCCAGUAUUUUAACCCCAAUUUUGGAACCUGUCCAGACAUUCUUGACACCUGAAAAACAUUAACUACAAGCUUUCUUUCUUUCAAUUAACCCUUUAUUUUUCAUCUUUCACAAAAGCUAAGGCGAAGGUUUACAAUAUUUCGAGUUUAUCUUCAUCGUUGUCACUGUCAGAAGUGAUGUCAGCUCAGUUUUGUUCAGUUUUGAAUUUUUUUGCAUCCAGUGUUGAAAUAAAUUUGUUCCAGUUAUCACCACCAACUGUGUCUUAAUCGCGUUAAUUUCCUUUAUUAUGAAAUUCUACCUCCUCUUUCGCGUUAAUUUUAUUUAUUCGAAAGUCGUUUUCCAUUAAAUUCGCGUUAAUUUAAGUCGCGUUAAUUUCCAAUACCUUAAUUUCAUGGAGCGUUAAUUUCCUAUAAUAAGGUAUGCUGCUUCUGUUGCUACUGCUGAUAAUGAUGAUGAAAUUGUGCUUCUUUAUUGUUAUGUACAAACUUCAAAAACAAAAAUUCCAAAUCAUGAAAACAAUCUUGAGUACUUCUCUUUGAGGUUUCAUUCGAUUGGUCAUACAAUGUAUGAAAUGAAUUUUUCAUAGACCAAAAGUUAGAAUUGGUCAUAACGUACAACAUAACAAGCAGUGCCACAAGGAAGUAUUGCCGAAGAGGUUUCAUGUAAUUGGUCACUCUGUAAAAUUUCAUCCAUAGACUCAAAAGCAAUAGCAAAUAAUUAUCAUAACUUAUUUACUGGUAUCCAUAAUUUAUUUCAUAAUUUUUUUUGUUAUAUUGCUUUUAGUCCUGCCUGAAGUUAUUUGCAAGGCUAGCUAAGGACAACAUUGGUUUUGUCGAUUGGAGUCCAUACCUCCCAACUGUAAGUGACUUCCUAUAUUUAUCACAAUUUAUGGACCUUUUUGGGGGCUGGUCACUUUGUUAACUGUGAGGUUGGGCUGGCCAUGUUGAGAAAGCUUAGAAGAAUUUCAAUCCAAGCCCCCACUUCAUCCUUGCUUUUUAGGAAUGACCCCCUAAAAUUUUACGUAAAUUGUAAAAGUGACCCCUAAGAUUGGCAUUUACCAUUUAAAGCUGUUAUAUUCAAUUUCAAUUUAUGCUUGUUGGUGCCAUGUACUACUUUCAUGAAAUUUAUCGAAAUGACUCUCCAGGUAACGCUCCAUUAUCUGAAAGUGACUUUCUAGAACCAAUCAAGAUUUUCAAAAUGACCUUCCCCCCCAGGCAAAUGGCCAGCCUCCCCUCACAAUGAAUAAGCAACCAAACACUUGAUCUAAUUCCUUUCCAAUAGAGACCAAACCCUUAAGCUAAUAAAUAAAAUGUUGUCUUCAGGUGUUUACUAGAAUUUUGAGGAACUUUCAUCUUCCCAUCGGGAGUAAUACUCCAGUUACCGCUGUUAAAGAUUAUUCAAGUAUCAUCAGCUCUUUUGUUGUUUGGAUUGUCAAUUCAAUGGUAAGUACAAUUUGUUAGGUGUCAAAACCACCAUGCCCACCUCUAUAAAGCUCUGACAAAUCCAAGACAGGACUUGAAGAAAAUUUGAAUUUCAUCUUCUUCUUAGGGCUUGUGGCACUCAAUAGAGAAGAUAAGAUACACUGUAUAGUAUGAUGUCACAAAAAUGAAAUUUGCAAAAUUAUGGGAUUUAUUGACUUAUUCAGAAAGAACAAGAUGAGUACAGCCUCUUUGCAAAAAAUCUGUUAAUGUAAAUUGAUGGGAAGAUAUAAGCACCAUUAUGUUCUGAUAAGCCAAUAAAAAUCCUUGGAAGAUUGGCUCGGAUCAUAACACUUACGAUCAAGGCCUAUUUUAGAAGCAUUGAAAGUAUUUUGAAAUGUUUGUGUUUUUUUUUCCCUUAAAACCCUGACAGCAUCAUUCCAGUCCAGUCCAAGAGCAUCUUUGUAAACUGUUCAAAGCUCUGGAAUCUUUUUACCAUCCAUCAAAUAAUGGACGCUAUUCAGUAAGUGACAAGUAAAAUCUCUAUACAUUGUAGUCAGUCUGAUAGAAGGUGAGAAAUUGGGAAGAAAAUAUUGAUUUGAGGAGCUUGAUAUCCUACAUAGCAUUUUUAUUAUAAGUACCAUAUUAUUUUCAAUGUGUCUUGUAAUUUAAUGUAGAAGAAUUUUGUAUGUACCAUUCAAACAAGUAAUUAGUGGUUUGAGAUUUUUGUGGUCAUGUCCUUCAUUUUCAUGCAUGGUACUGCAUAAAAACCAAGAAAAUUGACUUUGUGUUAAUACCUUACAGUGUAUUACUGUUUUUUUCAGGGAAAACUUCAGAGAUUUCUUUACAAUUUGCCCAAAGAAAUGAUCAAAAGACUUCACAGGUAACAAUAUUUAAUAACAGGUUUUCCCCGAUGCUAAAUGUGGUGAUUUGCACCUCACUAUUAACCCCUGGUCCUUGUGCCCGUUCUUGUUGUGGUUAUCAGGUACAUGAAUGAAAUUAUAUAGCAGGUGGAUCUAAUCAAUAAUAAUUAUUGUACUAGGACUGAAUGGAAUCCAGUCUGCUUUAUAAUUUGAUAAUAUGAGUGGUUAAAUACCCAGUUUGUUCAGUCAAAGGUACGUGUAUCAUUACAGGCCACACUUGACAAUAUAAAGUUCUGUUACAUCAUAGUUUUGCCCCCUGAAUCAUCAGAAGAAAAACCAUUUUGCCUACUCAAAUUAUUUUUUUUUCCUAGGGAGAGGUUUCCAAAGAACUCUUGGGAAACUGCAAUCCCUGAUGAGUCUAAGCUAACAGAUGAAGAAUUGACAGCAUUUGUUGAAUGCCUUAAACCUGCGGUUAUGUUGGCUGUGUUCAACAAGAGUGGCAGCUUUGAUGCAGCUGGAGCUCUCCAGAACCUUGCGUUAAUAAAACCUGAUGUGGUUCUGCCGACUCUACUGAAUAAGUAAGUUGCAUUAUUUAAUUUGAAUAAACCCUUCCACGUCUAUUACAUCUUUUGACUGGGACCAAUUAGCAAAAAUCCAUCGAUGCGGCUGAAAAGGACUUAAAAAAUUAGUAAAGAUGCCUAGUUUGAACAUAAUUUGUUGAAGACUAACAAGGAUAUAGCCCCUCAAAGUCACUGAAUUUUGCAGUAGUUUGUAAGUUUGUGCCCCCCACCAUACAAACAUCUAUGGAACAAUAUCUUUGCUUGCUUUUAAUGUAUCACCUUUGAACUUGGUCAGUGUACCCAUUUUAAGUCACUCCCUCCAGCAGUAUCAAUGGAUAUAUGCUAACUGGUCUUCAUCAACACUUAAAGAAAAAGAAACACAUGGAAUGGUCUAUUCUGAUGACUUAAACUGUUACCCGGACCUGACAUUUUAUCUGUUUUUAUUACUUUUAAGGUUAUAUGUUGCUUUGGGAACCUUAACUGAGCCACAUCAACUAACUGCAACACUGAACUGUGUGACAUCUGUAGCCAGAGCACUUGUCAGACCCGAUGCAUCAUAUCCUGCUGGCCGUAGUCAUGUUCUUCCUUUACUGCAGCUGGUAUUACCAGGAAUAGACCCAAAUGAUUUUCGUAAAGCUUUGGUGAGUACUACUCUCAAGUGGCCAAAGAAAUACAUGCACUGUGGUCGCUCAGAAGAAGUUAAGAAAUUUUUCUAGUCUACCCUUGUAUUUAUCUAAUUCAACAAUGCUUCUAGCAUAAUUAUUUUUGUUUAUUGAAAAGCACCAUCGGUUAAAUUAAUGUUAAUCUGGGUUUGUUUUUCUUUUGUUCAAAAGUAUUUUCUCAGAUAAUUUUGUCCAUUCUUUGUAGAGCUCCCAGUCAUAAAAUUGUAGACAAAGUGAAUUAAACUGAAUUUGCUUUUUAAGCUUUCAUAUUGCACCAACCCUGGAUUAUUUCAUCCCAGCAUUGAACAACACAGCCCAGAAGUUUUGCAAGUAAUAUUUUCAGUAAAAGGGGCAACUGGACUUGCUGUACACACUGUAGUUCAUCGUUGUAGUUUUCGUCUUUUGCUGACAAAAUGAUCUCUUUCAUUUACUGAUGGCCUUUCUUGUCACUUUGCAGGGAACCUUCAUGUUCAUCUCCACUGUUGUUUGCUUGGUUCCGGUAGUUGACUGUUCUGAGGCUGUUGGAGUGGUGGAAAUGACAGAGGUUAAAAUGAUAACAUCUUUCUUACUCUGAGCAUGUAGAAACAAGGAUUUAACUCAGCAACCAUUCUUUCUUUGCUUCCUUGCAUCUUUCUUUUAGGAUGAAAAAGAGUUAUGCCUUGCAACAGCUCAGUUUGAAGACUUUGUAUUACAGUUUAUGGAUAGGUAAGAUAUGAAAACACACUGUAACAAUAAUCCACACUAUCGUUUAGUAUCCCUCUUACAACCACUUUAUUAUUGCAAGCGAAUAAGAAAGAUCAAGCUUCUGCACUAUGAGAGCAGCAAAUACGUCAGUUUGAAAAGUGAAUUGUCAAAUCCAAACAAAUCUUCCUAGUGUUAUAUUCUUAACAACUGCACUUAAGACUUUCAGAAAGAAAAAGAAACUACCAUUGAACCUCUCCACAAUGACCACCUUUGGGACAGACGAAAGUGGCCAUUAUAGAGAGUUUUAAACAAGAGUCAAUGUAUGGACUCUCCACCAAAAAAGUGGCCAUUGUAGAGAAGUGGCCCUCACUGAAGGUUUGACUGUAUCCAUUGCGCAUUAAGUUGAAGUUUGUUUUUUCAGAUGUUUUGUCAUGAUUGAAAAUUCAUCAUUUGAGAACACUUCGGAACUGGACAGUAACACAAUGAAAGCUGAUCAGCGACACUCUCUAGAGGGCAUGAUGGGAAUGGGUGUCGCCUCAACUUUUCAUGCUAUUCUUAUGCAGAGUUCACCCAAGAUCUUCCAGGUGAGGGCAUUCGUUAAGAAGCGUUAUUCAGUAAAUCAUGGCAGCUGGGUAGGGUAUGAUUCACACAGGGAUGCAGCUAAGGGAAAGCCAAGCAGGCCUUUAUAUUUGUCAAGCUGGCUUUUUUACUCAAAUACAUCUUCAAAGUAAUCCCAUGUCUUUGUUUUCUUAAACAAUUUGAGCAAGUGAUAAGGUCUUUUUCAGCUGGUGAAAUUAGCCGGUAGCUGGCUCUUAUAGACAGACCUGUUCACACGACUAAUAACUUCAUGUGCGUUGACUGAGUCGCUAAAAACAAUAACAGAUGUGUUUUUAAAGGCCAAUGAAAAUAACUUUUUCUUAUUCCCCACAUUACAGGCCAAUCAUGUAUGCAGUGAGAGUAGUUUAGCCUUAAUGAACCUUUUUUAACAGGUAUCAUGAGCUGAAGGUGGCUUGCUAAAAGAACCACUUUACACCAAAGAUGUUAGAUAAACCUCUAUUUACUCUUAAUUUUUUUCAUGUUUGUCCUGUAGAGUGCCCUUGAUCAGCUGUUUGCGUUUUGUGCCAAUAAAGUUCUUGAAACAAAGGUGGCAGGGAAGAUGGCAGCUGAUAUGUGUCGAGCUGCCGCCAGGGUGGGUACAUAUAAAACCAGUAAUGUGUAUACUAGUUAUUAAAACCGUCUGCUUUCCUUUUUUCUUCACCUCCCCUGUCAAUGAAAGGAAUUGACAAGACUGUGACUACCCCCCUAAUUUUCAUCGAGCUGCGGCCAGGAUAGUUAUACACAAAACCAAUAAUGGGUAUGCCAGUUAUUAGAUAGCCUGUGUACGGACUCCCCCCCCCCCCCCUCCCUGGGGUGUUUGUACACAGGCCAGUUAUUAGAUCCAUCCACUUGAAUCCCUUUCUCUUCACCUCCCCCCUGAUGAUUAGCAAGUGUGAACCCCCUUAAAUUCUGCAAAUUUCUGAGGUGGGGCGGCCUUUUUUUUCCACUCAGCAGCAAAAAAUAUAUUAGUAGUUUCUAAACUUUGGUUGUGCGUCAUUAAUAAAUAAAUGUCUUAUCCCCUCCCUCCCUUGGAAAACUAAUUUUUUAGUAGGUGCGAAGAAAGCGAGGAUUAUUCAUUCUAGUAUGUUUUCAUUUACCUAAAUGUAUUUUAUUUCUAUAUUUAGACAAACGCGCCGGCUACUCUCAAGAAAUUUGUCCCUCAUUGUUGUUCGGUCAUUGAGCAUUUGACGUCUGGUGAGUGAUAGACUGUUAGCAACCAACUCUUUCUCUGUAAAAUUGUAGCGUUAUCACUAACACUAACAUUUUUUAAUUCUCCUAGUGGAAGGUGUAGCGGAAGAAGAAGAAGUUGAUGACCAGUUGUUGUGGAAUCUCCAGAUUUUGUCCGAGGUAGAUCUGAAGAGUAGAGCUCCAUGCGAUUUACACACGCUAUUAUAAAAUGGGUGUGACUAUUGGUAUAAUGCUGGGGUAGUUCUGUGAUUAGCCUGUUCCCACGACGGCGACGGCAACGGCAACGAGAGCGUUAAAAAAAGCAAUAGUUCUAGAUUAGCAAAGCAACUUUACACGUGCAUCACGCUUUUUGUACAUUUCUUAGCCGUCACUGCACGACUACGAAGUGAAAAUGCCUAAUUUCACGUUGAGGAAGUUAACAAGUGAGGACAAAAUUUUCUUUCCCCUUAUGAACUUGGUCAUUGUUCUCUUCACUUUUGAAGAGACGUUUUCGCCGCUGUCGCCGUCCUUUUAUCUUAAGGUCCCUCUUCCAUUACUUGGCUCUGCGCGCACGCCCCCCACCCCCCCCGCAUGCUUACAGGGUCUCUGCUUCUCUCUUUCCGCCCCUUUUCGCUGUCUCUCUUAUUCGCUGCUCAGCCAAUUUUUUUGGCGAUGACUGAGAGCUUGGCACAGGCUAUAGGUUAUGCUGUGAUGGACUAACACCCUUUUUUCUCUCACCUCGACCACUUGAGAACGGUCAAAUGACAGAAAGUUAUGAAAAAUACUGCAAAGCUAGGGUUGGGCACGAAGACCACCAGCGCUGAUCGGCAUGAGUUGGGUUUCAAAGAAGAAACAUCGAUCCCGCUUCAUUUUUAACAAAUAUCAGUGUAACUUAAUACCCACAGUGGAAAAUUUUGCUAUGAAACUUGUUGAUGGAACUGAAUGGGGUCAUGUACCCUGACCCCAAAUAAUACUGAAACAAUUGAAAGAAUGACGUCAUUGUUUUCUGCGACCAAUCAGGAGAGACCUUAGGAGCAGCUCCUACACAACUGAGCGAAUAAAGUCAGGCUUAAUUUUUUGUCUUUCAGGUUGUGCGUUCCAGUGGGUCGCUAGAGUACAAAGAUAAGCUCAUCACAGCUAUUAAAAGUACAAUUCAUUUGAAAUGCAAAGAAGCUGCCACUUUGGGAGCAACGGUUGGUAGCUUUUAUCUUUGAAGAACAACAAAAUACGUGAAUAAAUUCUGACUUCCAUUUGAAGGUGGUAUACAAUCAACUCUCUCUGAACAGACACCACUAUGAGACGGACACCUCUGUAAAACGGACACCUAGAGUUUGUCCCUGCCUUUCUUUACUCCCUUUUUUGGACUGUCUUUAAGAUGGAUCACGGUUCAUUUCCGGUCGCCGAGUAUGAAUGUUUAUUGACUAGCGUUAUCUUGCGUGAAAGCAGAUGGUUUUCCUGGCUAAUAAUCUUUACACCUCUCAAAUCGAUGGAGUGGCCUGCGUCCUUAGCGUGUUCAGACACAGCAGACUUGAAAUCGCAGGUGUACGUUUUAGCCAUUGGAAGUAAAAGAAAUGAGGUAGAAUUAUUAAAAGUAGCUGAGUGAGUUGAAGCAAGUUCAGAUGGAACGAAUUUAAAGAUAAUCAAUCAGAGCAGAAAGUUUGUUUUGCUAUUGUCUAUAGAGUACAGUAGACGCAAUGAAAUAGAGUUUUAGAACCUUAAUUCAUUAUAGACUCUUCUAUCCUUUUCUGUAUUUGAAGCUUCUAGAGCACUUGUUACGGCCACUAGCCAAGAUUUACCCCAUGGAAUGGAGGAGCGUACUUGUCGACUUCGGGACGCCACCGACAGAGCAUCUGUUUAUCAGGGUAAGAAAGCAAGAACAACUAUCCCUAGGAACCUUUUAAAACUGCUUUGGUUUCGGCUUGCCGUACAACGUUAUCGGCUGAAAAGACUCGUGCGCUUUCUUAACCAGUCAGAAUUAAAAUAACAUACAAUUGUGACUUGCCUUUUUCUCAACACAUUUUUGAUUGGCGCACGCUACAUUGUGUUCCCCAGGGAAAAGAGGCCUCUGUUAGCAAGGAAUACAAUGUGUUUUCUUCACGUUCUGAUUUGUUUACUGAUAGACGUUGUAAUUGGUCAGGGUCAUAGCCUAGGUUUUUUCCCGCCCUUAGCACCCGCUCUCUGUUGCCUCGAAUUCUGAUUGGUUGAUCGUUUUUUUUUUAAACUCGGUGUUUUGAUUGGUCAUGUUCAAGACACUUGAUACUUCUAUUAGAAAAAAAAGGAAAAUGUUGUAAUAUUCUUUUUAAGUGCAGGCUUAGCCUCGUAUUAAGAAGCCAACUUCUCACGACUUGUUUAAUCAGCGCAUUUGCAAACAAACACCAUUACCAAGUUGGCAUUGUGGUGGUUUAGUCUGUGUAAUUAUGUUUGCAUUUUUUACAAGUCACAAUUACAAAAAUGAAACAUUCCGAUAGCUCAGUCAAUCAUGGAUUACUCAUUAAAUAAAACUUUGUGCUUUUUUUGUCUAACCACGCAUACAGGAUUGGGGAAAACCAGGUGAUUUGUUCAACUUAAACAUUCAGUGGCAUAUACCCUCGAGGGAAGAGAAGCUAUUAGCAAAGGAUCUGCUAGACAUGUUUUUACAGCCUGAGCUGACAAAACUAGAAAGAUUCGUAGAUGAAUCGCUUACCCUCUCAAGGUGAGUGUCUUGGUUUGUUGUUCUAUGUUCUGCUUAAUUCUUUUAUGUCUUUUUGUGGACAAAAUAAACGAUUCACAGAAAAUGCCUUAUUUCUUAUUGGAAAAUCUUAGGAUUUGAAAAGAGCCAUUCAAAGGUUUUUCCGAGGAGGUCUCCUUUGAAUUUUUAACAUCAUAGGAUCCCGCUCACAGGUUGAAAAGCUAGGGUGAAAAAUAAUUUCGCCAUAGCUUGAUCCAGAAAACAACUUUAAAAUGUAAUUUCCUCCACCUUUUGCCACCCCCUUUCUUUAAAUGUCAAAUAGAGACCUUCGGCGGCCACUGCGACGACAACCGCAACGACAUUGUCAGAAAGACCUUUUUCCAGUCACAGUUUUGUUUUACGCAUUUCGAGUGUUUGUUAAAAAUGACAAACUUCUUUUUCUUCUUCUUCUUGGCUCUUGUCUCAAAUAAGUGCCAUAUCAACUAACUUCUGUAUCUUCCUGUCUGAUCUCUAUCAACCUCGUGUACUUUUAACGAGAACUGAAAAUCAAGACAUUUUUCUCUUUGGUGGCUAUUUUCUUCAUUCUAAUAACCCUCAUGAUUUAGCCUUUCACACGUCGAUACAUGUAUUUUGGCGUAAUUCGCACGACAAUAACGGCGAUUUUAGCACGAUCCGACUGCUAUUUUCGUUUGUUAAGAAACGUUUUUGACAAUAAGAGCGUUCGUGGAAAGAAAGCUACGAAGCUGCACUAAAUUUAGUUCAUCCUCAAAUUUGCAGCGACUUGGAUGAGACAAAUGCCGCUGAAAACGCUGUUUACGCGCACGAUUUGAGUUUGCAAUGAGAUUGCAGCUUUUCUCACGCAACAGUGAAAUUACCCGUGUAAACGGUCCUUAAAGAGGUGAUGUUUUUAAAUUUGUUUUGCCUUCAGAGAGGAGCUUCAGCAGAGUCUGAAUAUCAUCAGUGGCUGCCUAUCAGGAGCUUCCAUACUGCUGCCUGACUGGACAAGACCUCCACUGGAGAACUUGUAAGAGUUAGUUUGUUAGUGCAAAUUUUAAAAACACCAACUUACAGACAGACUUGGUUGGGUGAAUUAAACAACUUAUUACAAUGUUUUGGCGUGUGAUUAUUUUGUGACUCUGUCUGGAGAGGGCGUUUUUGAUAGUUUAGGUCAUUUGAACAAAACGAGUCAAAGCUAUAAAGGAUCUACAAGUAUAUUUGCUAAAAGUGGUCUGUUUUGAAGUCAAAGAAUCACUUAUCUUUUUUUUGUAACCUUAAGUUUUGCCGUUGAGUUAUUGCCAUGCAAUAGUUUUCCCUGAUCUUAAAUAUUGCUGAUCUUUCAGAGGCCUCAAGACACUAGUAGGGAGGGGACGUUUUCAAAACACUGUGUCAAUGGAACCAGGUAGGUAUUUGUCUUACAGUCUACUUGAGAAAACAGCCGACAUUUCGCGAAGCCACCGACCAUUUCUCCGCAAAAUGACGUCUGAGGUACGAGUGCAAGAAUUCCAUAGUGAUGACGUGUUUCUACGUUGAUCUGGGUAUUGCUUUUUAUUGGUUGAUAAUUUGCUUCAGCCAAUCAGGAGCACAUACAACCCAGAUCUGGGUAGUGACGCGUCAUCAGUAUGGAAUUUCUGCGGUCGUUUCUCAGACGUCAUUUCGCGUGGAAACUGCAGAUGGCGUCGCGAGAUGUCAACUGUUUUUUCAAGCAAAGAAAAGAAGACAAUCUCACGAGGUAGUACUCAAACUGCUUUAAAGUAAUCUGCAUGUUUCCCUUCUUCAACUUAUUUGUUUUAUGUUUUAGACGUGUCUAUGGGUGAACACAAUUCACGGGCACAGAUAGCAGAGACGAUCCACAGAGUGCUAGGUAACUUUUUGCUUUUUUACUUUGUUACUCGUUUGAAAUAAAAGCAACCUUGUGGUUAAAUCAGGUUAAACAUGACUGUUUUGCAAAGAGGUUCCAAUCUUUUAGUUUGUGUGAAAUGUAUGUUGUGGUUCAAAUUUUUCCUUGGUUUAAAAUUUUUCAAACCAGUUUAAUUUUUACUUUCCUUUGUCUAAAAUCAAUUACCAUAAUCAGAGACAAAGAAAAACAAAAAUUAAACUGGUUUGAAAAAUUUUAAACCAAGGAAAAAUUUAAACCACAACAUGUAUAGUCCGAGAUGUUUAUUGUCAAUUUUGUGUUGAAAUUAUUGCAACGUUUCAAAAGGUGACUACCAUUAUGGGACACUCCCUAAGUUACCAGGAGGAAUAAAUAAAAACUUGCACAAUCAAUUCUGGGAUUGUUUGGGUGGAAAAGCGUUAGUUAGGAUUAGCCAAUGGUAUCCCAUGGCAACCAUCAACCAAUCAUUUCUUACAUUGCCCCUCUUUGCGACCAAAGCCUGUCUCCAUUCUCCCUCCACUGAUAUUUUUCAGUGUGAGGGGUUCCUCUCAGUUUGUUUUCUUUUGUGUGGGGGCUCAUGGCUGGGUUGCGCUGUUGUGCCGACCAUGGUGGCCUUAUUUCAAUCUAGGGGGUGGCUGCCAAACGUGGAAGCCCCUGGAAACUCCAGGUACCCAACGUCCAUUUAGCAAUGCAGUUGUUAAUGGAGUGGAAAUAAAAACUACACAAAGUACGUGCAAGACGUUUUACCCUGAAGCUGUCGUGCUUUUUAAAUACUGAUUGAUUUCUCCUGUCAAUUAUUUCCUAUUGCUACUUGUAGAUCAUCUACUCUGCCAUCACGAGGAUGACACUAAAGCACUUCUAAUUAUUGUGAAGGUAUUUAAUAAUUUACGUUGUUUGGGACUGGUUGAGUAAGGAAUAGGCUUGACUACCUUCAAAAUGAUGGCUCUGGCAACGAAAUUGACAGUGGUCGUGGCAAUACUGUAACAACCUUGAAAUGGUAAUGGCACUAUCUCGACAAUAAUGUUUGUAGAAACGCUGUAGUGACAAUGGUAGCAUUGGUAAUCAUCGACGCAUAUUGAUAACGCCAUUGCUUAUUUUACUGUCUUAGUCAUAACUGUUCCCUCUGCAUCAUCUUUUUGCUUACUUUCUACAGAUCUAUGAUCAAUUAAUGCUCCACACUGGGGGACAAAGAGAUGAAUUCGACAACAGGUAAGAUAAUCUUCGUAGAGCGUUAUUCUUUACGUCUGUUCAAUUUUGUUAAAUGUAAAAAUGAUCAGUGCAACUCAAAUGUUUCGUUGUGUUGCUUUUACAGAUGGCGUAGUGCUACCGCUGUGAAGAGAGCAAUGGAAGAUAGAGUAUGUCGUAAAUAAGAAACUUGUGACAUUUAUUUUUCUUCUGUAACUGAUGAUAAAGAAAUAAAACGCAAAGUGGAAAAACUCAUGCACAUUUAGUUGGAGGUAAUGCAACAGAAGAUAAAACGCAAAUCCGAAUUCCAGCGAGUGAAUUAACCAUGCUGGAUCAGUCCUUAAAGUCGUGAUUAAUGAACACAGUCUAUCAUUUUUAAAAAUAUGGGAGGGAAGGUUGGGAUCAAAGAGACCGGAGAGGGGUGCUUAUUAGUGGAUUUACGGUAACUUAAGUAUACAUAAUCAGAAGGAAAAACAUGCAAAAAAUCUUUUGUUAUUCCAUUGAGGUAAGAGUACAGAAUGUGGCAAAUAAAAUACGAACAAGUAUAAAUGCAUCAUAUGAAAAAGGAUCAAAGUUUUACGUGCGUUCUACAGUAGAGUUUGUUUAGUUGGUUGUGAACCACAGUUGUCCAAGACAAGCCAAAAUGUUUUCUUUUUUUGGUUUAGGUGUGUUACUACUUUUUUCGCGCUAUUACUUAAUCAACACAUGGUCUUAAUUAUAUUAAUUUUUCUUUUAGCUUGCUGGGAAGAAGAAACAUGUAAGACCUCUGUUGAUCGAGAGGGUUCAGUUACAACAUGAGGUAUGCAGAUAUAGUUUUCUCAGACUCUUUGUCUCCCUAGGUGAACCAUUUGAAAUCACCUCUUGGGCGCGAAGGUCACCUUUACCUUACCUUACUCGAGGAAGGGAGAGCGAUGAUUGUAACAAGUACAUCAUUCUCAGUCCUUUAGAUAUGUAUCAGUUCCUGUAGUUCACAUCAUCUUCAUUCUAAUUCUUACUUUGUUUCCAGAUGCGCAUCCUUGAUCGUGUUUCAACGCAGUUAACGACUUUACACAAGGUGUUAUUGGACGAUUUGUUUAAAUUGGCAACGACAGUUUACACAGAGGUAUGUCUUUGGUUUGCUUUUGUGUCACUUUUCUUGCCCCUUUGUCUGUAUGUCUCCAUUUUAAAAGUUAAGUUCUCCGUGUCACUUAAUUAAAGCUGGAUUGCGCAGUUUAUUGGGCUUCUACCAGGGGAAAGAUUUUGUACGUCCGGCUAAAAGUGAAGAGGUGAAAAAGUAAAAGUCCGUCUGUAGUAAGCAUUCAUUUCAGCCAGAUAAAGUUGUUAACACGCUUAGCUAGUGCCACCCUUUUACAGUCUCCAUCUCGACAUAAAAGGAGUGAAACAGAAGGUAGCUGAGGCGCAGUCGUGUGCCUACUUGCUUGCGCUUUUUAAACCUAAACUCAACGGUCAGGUUUGGUCCAAAUUUUCUUCUUACCAUGUUGGCUGUAUUUGUCACAAGGUUCGUAUCAAAGCCCAGAGAGUCCUUUCUUCGUGCAUCGAGGUGUUUGAUUAUUUUGCUCGAACACUGAUUCCAACAACGUUGUCAAAGCUUCAGAACAGUCCAGACAUCUCCCACGAGGAAUUCAAGGUGGGUACUUCUAUGAGCAAGUGUUAUUGCGGGCGACAAGAGGAGCCUGCAAUCCUAAUUUCCAGGCUGUUAUCAGUUAUUACUAGGGAGCUUAAGCAAAGACGUUUUUGAGCGACGCACGUCAACCGGAAGUGAGGCCUUCUCCCUUUUUAUAUGCCUGGACACUACCAAAUUUGUAUUGCUGAGUUUCUUUUCUCCUAUGAAGACGAUUUACCUAAGGGUUUCAACCAAACCACAGCCCAAUGCUGCAAAAAGUCAACUUCCGGUUGACGUCCGUCGCUCAAAAACGCUGUUGCUUAAGCUCCCUACUGUCACAAGUUAUCGACGUAAAAUAUGGUUGCCUAACCUUUUAUACGGGAUCAGUCCACAUGAAGUGUUUCAGUCGUGAUUAAUCAAUACAGUCUAUCAUAAAAGAAUAAAUAGGGAUGGGAGGGGGGUUCAAAAGAGGUAAGGGGGCUUAAUAACUUUCUUCCCCGGAAAAGGUGGGCUUAUUAGAGAGGGUGAGGGGGGAGGGGGGUAUUUGAGAGGAGGGGAAGGGGAGGGGCGUAACAGAGGAUUAUGGUACAGUCAAACCGCGUUAAUACGGACAUUAAGGGAGCUUAAUAACUCACUUCCCCGGAAAGCGGGGGGUGCUUAUUAGAGAGGGGGAAAGGAGGGGCAUAACAGGGGAUUUAGGAUACAGUCAAACCCUGUUAAUACGGACACAGAGGGGACUUAAUAACUUUCUUCCUCGGAAAAAGGCAGGGGGGCUUAUUUGAGAGGAGGGGAAGGAGGGGCAUAACAGAGGAUUUAUGAUACAGUCAAACCCUGUUAAUACGGACACGAAGGGGGCCAUAAAAAGUGUCCGUAUUAACGGGAUGUCCGCAUAAGGCGGGUUGAAUUUAGAGAAAAUGUGAGGGCUUUUUUUCCCCCAGGGAUAAGGAAAACUGUCCGUAUUAACGAGGUGUCCGUAUUAAGAGGGUGUCCGUAAAGCGGGGUCCGACCCUAAUUAUAACAUCUUGUUUUUCUUUUUUUUCUACAGGGCGCGCUUUACGUGCUACUAAACAACCGCAUGCUCUUUUUGAUAGUACAUUACUGGGAAGUCAUGGUUGAUGUUUGGCCUGCGAUUGUUAAGGUAAUUGUUGUCACUGUUUGACAGCAGAUCAAUCAACGCAGUAGACUUUCUAAAAGUCCUUUUUUUUUUUCUUGGUUGGUUAUGCCAUUUUAAAGAACUUUUCAUACCUGUGUAGCGCGAAAUUCACCAGUCGAAAAUUCAACCGAUGACGUCAUGAUUAUUAACCAAUAGGACAGUGAGUGAUAUUUCACGCCGCUCCCGUUACAGCAUAUCUCCAUCAUUUUUUUUCGCGCGUAAAUUAAUAACAUUAUUCAAAACCAUUCAGGCGAAACAAGUCGACCUCGAGACUUCGUCUCUCGCUCGGUCGCUACGCGACCUCAUGCAUUGAAGCUCGCUUUGCUCACUUUUAAGAAGUUAUGAGAGGUCAACUUGUAGCAAGUCUAUCAACGCAGCAGUACCGACUUUUGUGUGGAUGUUGUUGUGUAAUUUCGUAUCUGUUUAAUUAAUGAUAGAGACUUUUAGAUUCGAGGACGAGUACGACUAGGAGGACGAGAAUUAACUCUAAGUUUUUCUUCUUGUAUUCUCUAAAAAAAGAAACCCCGGACAGCUUCACUGUACUUUCUUUUCACCAGGAAAGAUAGUACGUUUAUAUCCAUUGAAGGAUGUUACAUCUUCUCCCGAUCGCAGAACGAUACAAUUUCUGACAUUUGAUAACUUGUUUUUGCCACUACUACAUUCUCACUAAAACUCAUAGUAGAAUGACGACGGCUAUCACGUUUUCCCGGCAAAAUGACGAUGGUUCACGUGUGCGCACUACUUAGUAUUGGGAAAAUCUCGUUCUCUUAGUCGUACUCGUGUUAGAAUCUAAUGGUCUCUAAUGUAUUGACCGUCAGAAUAGUAAUUUUUGCUGUUAAUUAAAGUGCAAUGUUUGAUUUACGACAGUUUUAUUUUCCUCAAGCCGCCUUUUGAUGCAAUAACACUUAAGUUGCUUAAAGAUACCAGUCAGAGACCAAAGUAAGGCUAGAAAACCUCACAAGAGAUUAUCAACAACCCAUUUCUCUCAACUGGCACGUUGGUAACAGUUAGGGAUAAGUAGUGUGAAUUAACGCUUUGACUUGGUCUUUGUUUUUAGGCUGAUCAUUCUGAAAAACCUUCUAUUAUUACUCUGACCACCAUGCUUGCCGAAAAAAUGGUGAAAAAAUACGACACAGUGGCUAUAAGCAGAGUGGUAAGAUAACAGUCUUUUAAAGUAAUCAUUCACAUCUUUACUACCUGGAUAGUCUGCAUAACCGAGGUUAUUUCUUCGCGUUUUUCAAGAGAGUAAAGGAAAGCGCGAAGCGAGCGAGGAGAGGCAGACACGCGCGACGGGGCGAGGCGCUGGUGCUCCACGCUCGCUUCGCGCUUGCCUUCGAUCUUCUGAAAAACGCGAAAAAGUAACCGCGGUUAUGCAGGUUACUACCUGGAACACCCUCAAUCUACCUUAAAAGUGACAGUAUGUUAAGAAAAGCAUUAUAGGAACUUCGUUUAGCAUUUCAUUUCUCGUUUAGCAUGUGAAAAGGAGAAGGUCCUGUUCUCAUUACGGUCGUUAUCAUUUAUUGUCCCGCAAUAUAAUAAACAGCACCGCACCAUAGCAAUUCUUGGAAGUGUUUACACCGUAAGGAUUUCAUCCACAGACUCAAAAGUUAGAACCACCUUGUACAGUAUAAUAAACAGUACUACAGGAAAGCACUGCUCAGUAGCUUUCAUUCGAAUGAUCACACUUUAGGACUUCAAAUUAAAACCACCUUUAUAUAGCGAAAUGAGCCUUAGCUGUGUUUUGUUUCAAGGUGACCGAUGCAGCAGUUGAACAAGCUAAGAUGCUUUUAACUUCAACUGGCCCAGAACCACGCACCUGCCUAAAACAACCCAUCAGUGCAUCAGACUCACCUCUUCCAAGCGAGCUUCAAAUAAAAGAGAGCGUAGAAGUUUGGAAUAACACCCGCGAAACUAAUCUCAGGUAUAAACACCAAUUCCCCACUUUAGAACACGAGAAGGGGACUGGAGCCGAAAUGCGUCGCGCAGUUGUUUCUGGGAUCGUUCCUGGGGACGCGCUGGUCAGCUAUUGGCCAAAAUUUUUCUCAUUGUCCUUAGUAACAAUCCCAGAAGUCUUUGCGAAAGUUAACUCGUCCCAGUUUGCCUCUCGUGUCUAAAGAUGCGAAUUUUAAAAACAUGAAAGGGCCUGUGUUACAAGAUUUACCAAAAUUCAAAACCAAGUUGAAGAAACGUACAAAUUACUGCUCAAAACAUUAAAACGUGUCGUAAAUAACGCAACCUAUACAAAAGAAGUUACGGAUGGGCAGAUUGUGAGAAGAUUGAGACGGAUCGCAAUUGUGGUUUUGGAGAACCUUCUAGCGUAAUAGGUUUUUAAAGUUCCUUUUUUGCUCUGUAACGUUUGAUAUAUGCUUUGGAGCCAUGUUUGUUUCAGAUCAUAUGAAGUGCUGAUCUUGUCAUUUGUAAGUUAUUUCUAAGGAUAAGUUUCAUUGCGAUAAGGACGUGUAAUUGGUAUUUUUAACAAAAUUUGCGAGACCAUUUGAAGCUAAUUUCCUUGUGAAACAGGACUGCGUCCAUAGUAUUCAUGCCUUUAAUAAAAGCUCUUUCUUUGCAGAAACUUCCAACAGCUAGUGAGCACAUUAAUUAAUUUGCUGGACACCGAUAGUCUGUAAGUUGCAGCAUUAUUCCAAGCAUUAAGUCAUAGCUUAUAGCAACAAUAUAUACAUACAGUUGCAUAAAGUUGAAGCGGUUUUAUUUAAUUGGUCAAGCCACAGGAUUUAGUACAUAGACUCAAUAUUUAGAAUUACUUGAUGCUGCACAAUAAACAGCAUCACAGGAAAAUACUGCUCAGUCGCUCUUGUUUCAAUGGAAGACACUUAGGAUUUCAUCCACAGACUCACAAGGUAGAACCACGUUGUACAACGUAAUAAACAGUACCACAUGAAAUUACCGCUCAGUAGCUUUCAUUGGAAUGGUCACACCGUAGGAUUUCGUCCAGGUUCACACGUUAGCACUACUCUUCAUGUCCUCCGUAUUGACUCUGUGACUGAAAGCAUCAGCAACACACUUUUCAGUCAAGUUGCAUCUGUAUGACUUUCUGCCCUUUCCAAACCCAACCCCAUUAGCCUAAGUAUCAUUAUACUUUUCGGGGAAUCUGCCCACCUUCUCCUCCCCUAAGCCAAUAUUUUGCCCUAAGUGAGAAGUAAGUGUUAAUGUUGGCUUAGGCGAGGGAUAUCUGGGCAGUUUCCCAGAAGUGUAUGACCGCUCUCCAAUAUUAUUUCAAAGUAAGGCACUCCAGACAGCUACUUGUUUUUCUUGUCAACGCGUACUAAUAAUCUACUCUUGUUUAUUUAUAAUGUAGUCGAAACUAUUCUCUGUUGUUUCCGUUUCAGACGUUGGCGUUAUCUUCAAAUUUGCUUUAAUUUUGUGAAAUUAUUGAUUCGUUAUGAUGUUCCACUGCCGGCCAGUGCUGUGAAACUCUGCGUAAAAUUUCUCAAUCACGAUGCCUUGGCAAUUCGAAAGGUAAGUGCGACCCUUAACUCGCACAUUCUAAGGGAAAUGCCGGCUUGUGAAAUCCAGCUAAUAUAUUUUUGCUGUGGAAUUUGGAAUCCUGGGCUUUGGAAUCCGGAAAACAGCUCAAGAAUUCUGGAUUCCCUCUAACGAUUGGAAUCCGCAAUCCGAAAUCCACUGUGUAGAAGCCAGAAUCCAAGACUGUCUUGGACUGUCUUGGAUUCCCUUACAUGAUUCGACUUAUCGUUUUAUAAUUAUUAUUUUGCCUACAAUGUUUCUCGUCCGUUUUAGGUGGCAAUAGAUGCCGUUGGUGCAAUUCUCAAACAGCAGAAGCGACCACACGUCAAAAUAGCUGUUAACCCAUACUCCGUUGGUAAGGUUGGAAUAAACAUUGAUAAUAAUGCGAUGCAUGUGAAAUCACCUCUGUACGCGGCCCCCUCUAAACAGCCAGCACCUAUUUAAAAUACCAAAAUGAGUUUUCGGAAUUUCCUAUUAAACGUUCUUUAGGGAAAAUCUAUCUUAUGUGAUCACGAAAACUAGGCAUUUUGGGUGAUUUUGGACUGUAUAACUAAUUCCAUAACUGGAAAGAACGAAAAUGAAAUAAACGUAGAGCAUAUGAUCUAUUCCUUAACGCCCUUAUGCGUCUUUUUGCUCUCUCUUGGCUUCUUUGGACUCACUGUUGAUGCUUUAAUUUUUGUGUUUAAAGCUGGCCUACCAGAACCUACCUCAACAGUCAUCCAGCCUGGAGAUCGGGAAGAUAAUAGAUGGUAAGGUGCUCACUACACGUCUUAUUUCGUACAUUUCCUUUAACAAACGUCUAGAUAAUUUGUUUUCUUUAAAAUAUGUUUUAAUGAAACUCUUCCAGAUGAUCUCGUCCGCAUUCUCACGAAUUCCCCCUCAGUUGCUUUUAAAUUAUUAGAUAUUGUCGUCGUUGUGAUCGUAAUCAUUGUCGUCAUCAUCAUCAUCAUCCUCCUGACCACCAUCGUCACCAUUAUCACCAUCACUGGCUGCAAAAAGUACUCGAAAUGAAAAAUGUUGCUCGAAAUACGAACUUUUGCCAAAAAGUUAAUUAUCAUCGUCAUCAUCAUCAUCAUCAUCAUCAUCUUCAUCAUCAUCACCACCUCUAUUUCCCCCGCACCACCACCACCAUCAUCACCACUGCCAUCAUCACCAUCAUCAUCAUCAUCACCACCAUCAUCAUCACCACCACCCCCACCAUCACCACCACCACCCCCACCACGACCACCAUCAUCAUCAUCAACACCACCACCCCCGCCACCACCCCCACCACCACCACACACUAUCAUCAUUAUCAUUAUCAUCACCCCCACCACGACCACCAUCAUCAUCAUUAACACCACUACCCCCGCCGGCACCACCACCACCACCACUACCACCACCACUAUCAUCAUCAUCAUUAUCAUCACCCCCACCACGACCACCAUCAUCAUCAUCAUCACCCACCCCCGCCGCCACCACCACCACCACCACUACCACCACCACUAUCACCACCACCACCACCACUACCACCACCUUUAUCAUCAUCAUCACAACCACCACCCCCACCAUCAUCAUCAUCAUCAUCAUCACCUACCACCACCACCAUCAUCAUCAUCGUCAUGGUCACUCCAUCACAAUCUUUGAUUAUUAGAACUGAGCAUGUUUCGUUGAUUCUUCCAGGUUGCAUUACUCCUCAAGUAAUGUCCCAAAGAAUAAAAAAGAAUGGGAGAGCUGUGUCUUCAUCGACAAAACACACUGGGGUUACUACACUUGGCCAAAGUAAGCAAACGUGAAAAGCGGACGAUUGUUUUUUCUUUCGGUAUAAUCGAUCAUAUCUAUGUUCUCGGUAAUAAAGUGGACCUAAGUAAAUUAGUCGAGGCUGAUGCUAAGGAUUAUCUGUAUUUAAAUAGGUUUUCUCACCUACCCCUCCCUUAAGCGAACAUUAACACUUACUUCUCACUUAGGGCAAAAUGUUGGCCUAUGGGAGGGGUAGGUGGGCAGUUUCCCAGAAACCUAAAUUGAUCUGUGUUCUCAAAGGCCUAUGAAAAAGAGAUUUCUAAGCGCUUGGUGGCUUCAGAAGUACCACCUAUUUACAACCUGGUGGGUAGCUCGCGGAGUAUUACAUGCCGUUUUUUCUCAUUUAUAUAGGAAACUGCUGACCUAUGCGCCAGUAGACCAACAGCCUCCUCUAGGUCGAACACGUGAUCAACUUUCAGAGGUAAGAAUUUGAUCUUUUGGCGGUGUGCACACGAGUUCGAAAACAUACAAACGUUUGAACAGCUUCCGUGCACAUGAGAAUAGCCUAGAAAUAGGAAUAGAAGCGAGAAGGGGAGACAGCAAAGGGAGAGAAACUUCCCCUCCGCCAUCUAAAAUCUCUACUCGCCAAAACCUUAAGGAAGGCCUAAUAUUCAACUCGAGAAAGAUAUGUUUUCGUUUACGAAUUUGUGCACUCUGGAGUUUUUUUUCGCGAUAGUUCUUGUCUGCACGAAGGCCAUAAACUCAUAAGUUAAUACACAUUUGCAAGACUGGCGUAGCUUUUGCAGAAUGCAUAUCCCAGGGAGUUCUAAUCUCCCUAGAGGAAGGCUGUCCGCCUGUUUACAAAUUUUUUAACGUUUGCCAUAAUAUUUUGUUUUUGGUAAAUUCUUUUCAGGAAGAACAACCAAUUUACGAUGCUUUCAGUCAAGAAGAAUUCAUGUCAAAAUUCAUUGCGUUUCUGUCCUUGGAAGAUAGGAAGGGCAGAGACAAAUUCAAUGUGCAUCGAUUUGUACUUUUUAAGGUAAUGUGAUUUUGUUUAUGUUAUAAUAAGGUGAACAAAAUGCUCUGCAGUCGUCCUCAGUGGCGGAUCCAGGAGAGCGCCCCCUCCCUUAUUUUUAGACCAAACUGAGGCUCGAAGAGCCGAAAAGAAAUGUUUUAGACACCCCCCCCCCCCCCCCCCCUUAUCUGAAGGUCAGUAUCCGGCACUGGUACUUCCCAUCUACUUUUUGCUUCAUCAUUCCUAAUACCUUCACUUCAUGCUGGUCCAGUCGUGUUGUGCGUCAAUUAGCAAUCUCACCUGACACGAGCAAGGAAUUCUGACGACUACCAUUAUUUACCAUAUAUCUUUCUUUGCAGGGUCUUUUCAGAAACUUUGACGACACGUUUUUUGAUCUACUCAAGCCUCAUCUUGAACGUCUUUGUAUAGAUCCCCAGGUAAGCUUAAGUUGACUUGACAUCUCAUGAAUGGUGAGUUACCGUAAAAUUCCGAAAAUAAGCCCCGGGGCUUAUAUUUUUCAAAGGCCCUUUUUGAAGGGCUUAUUUUUGGAGGGGCUUAUAUUCGGAGGGGCUUAUCUUCGUAGGGAAAUUUGCGUUUCGAAAUCGAUUGGGCUAAUCUUAUAAAUGGAAGGAAAUUUACCGUUUUUUCUUUGUAUUUUAGGGCAAUUUCCGAGUACAAGAUAUUUGGAGGGGCGAUUUAACGAAGGGUUUUCUACGUUACGGGUUUGGGGGGCUUAUAUUUGGAGGGGCUUAUUUUCGGAAUUUUACGGUAUGAGGUCAGUGUUAAGUAGGGGUUUUUUGUUGCUGUUGCUGUUGUUUAAAAACGUGGCAACCUCUCGGAUUUCACCUUGGCGGAGGUGACCAACCUCGUUCCCAGGUUCCACUCCUGCUCGUUCCCCUUUUACGGGAGUAACAGUGGACGCUGGGAACGAGAUUGGUAGGUGACCAUCUGAAUGAAAACUAAUAGUGUACCAUCCAUUGUUGUUUUCAUUUUUCAGGAGAGCAGUCAAAGAUGUGCUGUGGAAAUAAUCGCCGCUGUCAUCCGUGGAUGCAAACACUGGAGUUACGAGAAGGUUGAAAAUCUGUGGGAUUUUCUUUUACCACUUCUUAGAAAGGCCAUCUUGGCUGUGAACGUGGAGACGUUAGAGGACUGGGGCACGUGUAUGGCAACCGCUGUGGUGAGAAGCUGUUUUGUAACCGUAACGAGAAGGGAAAUGGGGCCGAAAUUUGUCCCGCAAGGGCUUCUGGGAUCGUUCCCGGGGACGCGCCGCUCGGGUAUUGGGCAAUUUUUUCCAUGUCUCUAGUAACAGUUCCAGAAGUCUUUGCGAAAGUUAACACGGUCCAGGUUCUUUCUCGUGGCUAAAAAUCUAGAUUUCAUUUCUUUUGUAGGAGAGUCGUGAUCCCCGGCGCAUCCAUCGUUUCCUAGAAAUGCUGUUAGAAGAACCUUUGGACGAUCAACGUGGCUCGUUCUCUGAUUCGAGGUGAGAAGAGUUUAGACUGCUUCGAUCCACUGUUUUUUUUUAAAUUUGGAAAUCGCUUAGACCGGAACUGAAUGUGUGCAGGAUGUUAUCAGAGAGUCGGACUGAAAAACUGCACGGACCAAUUCUAUGUAUCCGUUUUAGGAAAGUUUCCAGUUCAGUGAGAGUUGAGUGCUGGGUGGCCUGUGGUAAUAGAAGGGUCUUUGGUUGCAGUUACUGAUGCCUAUGUUCGUGGCUUUGUUUCUUUUCAGUCGUUUGUAUUUCAUUCAAGGAGCGCUCUGUCAACAAGAAUGGAGAGUUCCUGAGCUGCUUCACCGGUUGUUGGGCGUCAUCGAGUCCCACCUAAACCAUCCUUACAAAAACGUACGCGAUCGGCUAGGAAGGUAUGUACUGAGAUUGUUUGAAUCUCCAUAUAGGACAUCCAGACCAUCUUAUUUAUUCCGUGCUGUAGCGACCCUAAUAGUCUAUUGUGUGGAUCAGACACGUAAGCAACUUUUUUUCAUCUUUUGUAGCGUACUUUGUAGCGCGAUGAUGUAUGACCUCAACUUGCCAAACUGCACACAGACGCAAUCUCCAAACCGGAAGGAGUUUGUCAGCAAAGUACUUCCUCAGUUGACAGGGCUGCAGGAACUGGCACGAGAGAAGGAGAUCAUGGGCGGAAGUGACGUCAGUACAGAAAAUGAGGAACGUUUCGAUAAGGAGGAAGUGAAGGAUGGGUCUCGUGAGAGCGACGAGAGAAAGGAGGCUAUCAAGCGCUUAAAGACAAGUAAGUAGAAGGUUAAUGACAAUUUUGUGUGGGCAUCUGUAGUUCUCUGAAUCAAAAUGGCAGGCUACAACACUGAACCAUUUCUCCACCUGAGUUGCCGUAAAGAGAAUCGAGAAAAACAGAGACCUUUACAUUCGAGGACGAGACAAGAUUCAAUUUCAAGUUUUCUUCGCGUAUUCUUUAAAAAAUGUAAACCCAGAAAGUUCCAUUGUACUUUUUUUCAACAGAAAAAAUGAACACAGUUAUCUUUAUUGAAGGAUUUUAAGCCUUCUCUCGUUUACAAAAUGAUCAAACGUGUAACAUUUGAUAACUUGUUCCCACCACUACUAUUCUCGUAAAAAUCCGGAGUAGAGUGACGGCGGCUACCACGUUUUCCCGCCAAAAUAAAGUUGUUUCACGCGUGCGCACCACUUGGUAUUGAGAAAAUCUCGCUCUCGUAGUCGACCUCGUCUUAGAAUUUGACGGUCUCUAACGCCUGGUGAAUGACAUCGACUAAAUCUAGGUGUCCCUUUUUGUCUUUUUUGUUGUAGUGACGAACUGGCUUUUAUCCCAUGCCGUUCGUACCCUUCACAGUUGUCCAGAGGAAUUCUUCGACCUUUUACCUGUGGUGAGUACAUGUUGUAAAAGUCAAUUCGCCCUCGUAUAUGAUGGAAAAACGCCGUUGUUUAAACGGUACGGAAUAACUCUCAAUUUGCCACUGGGGGUGGGCGAUAAAUAAGGGCGAAGUCAAAAAGGUUGGUUUUACCAAAUAAAAUCCAAUUUUUUACUCUCCUAUGGACGCAAGAACGCAAUUAAACUAACUUCUUAUCGCACCUUUUUUUUCAGAUUAUACUAUUUGACUCGCAAGAAGACGAUCCCGAGCUUCAACACUACUGUCAUAGAGUAUGUAUAGAAACUUUACUGCUACCCUGUUUUUGCACUGGAACGUGUUUCUUCAUUAGUAGUAAUUUCAUGAUAUUUUUACCCUAUGGGGUGACUUCCAUAAUAUGGUCUUGACGUAAUAAUUUAAACGCAAAAGGCAGUGUUUCAUACGAUAUCUAGACACUGCAAAAUGCGUUGUAAAAGACCGUCUUGGACGCGUCUGUCGCUUAAUAGGGACUUCAAGAUCCAACGACGCAGACGGCAAAGAGAACGUCAGAAAAAAAGAAACAAAAGUUCAAUGAGCAAAACAACAACUUUGCACGUGGAUCACGCUCUUUUGUACAUUUCUUUCCUGUUUUUGCACCACUUCGACGUGAAAAUGCCUAAUUUCGCGUUUUGAGGAGGACGUAAACAAGCAACGACGAAAUUUUAUUUCUCUUUCUGAGCUUGAAUAUGGUCACUUGAAAUUCAGCUUCAGAAGGGUUCGCCUACAUUUGACAGAGUAAGUGGUUAGGAAUAAUCGCUGUAAAGACUAAAAGAACGCAAAUUCACUUUUUAUGCGACAGUCUCGUUACCGUCGCGUCGUUGGAUCUUAGAGUUCCUAAUACCACCCUGUUAUCAGAAUCUUUCUUUCGCUUGGUUGAUUUUGGCGAAUUCUAGAAAGACUCUACAUGAAUCGAGUAAGAACUUUGUUGAGCAUGCGCCGAAUGUUGCUAGAAUAGAGUCUCAAACCCAGGCCUAAAUGAUAGCUUAGGGGAGGGGUAGGUGGGCAGUUUCCCGGAAACCUUAAUUGAUGGAUGUUUUUUCCCUCUUCUUGGCAGACUAUUGCUUACAUAUCCCAAACAGAGCUACCUUUGAGCAUGGUACCGCUGGCACUACAGACUGUCAAGCAAGUAGGUUCAUUGUCAUGUUUAUUUUACUAGUGUAAGGUUCGGUUUUGUUCUUUAACCAGGGGAUAAUUGGACAUAAAUCCCCUAGUUCGGCGAUUUCGUUGAAGGAAAAUAAAACAAACUUACUCUACAAUAGUAGUAAUCUUAUAUGAAUAACUGCGUUUAACAUUUAGUAAAACACAAAAAGUACAUUAAUCUCUCCAACUAUAAACUGUAGUUUUAUUGCAUCACAAAGUAACCGAAACUCUUAGUAAGGGAUUACCCUAAAACAGCCGUUAUGCAACAAAGUAAAAUACAAAAAAAAAAAAAAAAACAAACAAACAAAUAGUCACCUCAUUUUUUGUUGGUUGCGGAUAAAACACGGUGAUGGUAAAUUCUUAGGGGAGUUGUAUUCGGAUAAUUGAUAUUCACUCAGUGACACAAGGAAUAAAACACAACUUGUCCCAAUAGGAGUCUGGCAAACCUGUGACCCUCUGGUUACCAGUCCAGGUGCUCUACCACUUAGCUAUAAGAGACUCGUGGGAGCCAAUAUCAGGUUUACUCACUAAGUUCUGUUCAUUACAGAAGUGUUCUUGUUUUAUUGUAGCUGGCCAGUAAUGCCCUGUGGCAUCCAAGGCGAAGUGUAUUGGAGUAUCUACAAGUCAUGAUCUUUGCCAACCUGUUUGCUAUUACCAGUACCCCGCAGCACAUUCAGGACGUGAAAGAAAUGGUGCUGAGUCUUUUAGAAGACGAGCAACUAGAGGUAUUGUUUAUUGUGCUGUGCAUGAAAUCAACUGAAAUUGUGGCCAUUCAAAUGAAAGCUUCUGAACAGUGCUUUUCUGUUAUGCUGUUUAUUAUGCUGUAAAAGGUGGUUCUAACUUUUGAGUUCAUGGAUAAGAUUCUAUGGUGUGAUCAUUCAAAUGAAAGCUACUAUAAAACACUUUUUCUUGUGCCGCUCAUUGUGCUGCGAAAGGUGGCUCUAACGUUCUUUCAAGUCUGUGGAUGAAAUCCUAAACUGUGACCAUUCAAAUGAAAGCUACUAAGCAGUAUUUUCUCUGUGGUUGAAAUCCGGCAGUGGCACUCUCUAGUCAUGCUGCUAUUUAUAAUAUUGACCUGCCUGAGUAUAACUUUUGAGUCUCGCCUUCGGUUGAAACCCGAUAGUACGACAAUUCCCGGGCGCUAACGGGUAGCUUUACUUUUUCCGCCGUUUCUUAUGCAGUGGAGACUAUCCAGUACUACUCUUCAAGCUUAAUUGUAUAUUUUUCUCUCUUUGGCAGGUUCGAGAAAUGGCAGCCGUGACAUUCAGUGGUCUCGUUCAUUAUGGAUUUCUUCAGCUGGACGACAUACUUCAGGUGUGAAUGGACGUGGUUGAACAUUUCCCGAUGUGCCUUUCCCAGCAGUAUAGACUUUUCAUUUUGAUGUUUUACGUACCGAGAUAAAUGCGGUUACACUCAAGUUUGUAUCCCCAGCGUUGUCUUUUGCUGGAAAUUAGCGAUCUAACCUGAGGUUAAAUUUUAUUCAAACGUUGGAUAUGGUUAUCCAACGUUUGAACAUUUUUCGGGUACUUUUCUUUGUGCUUUUAAGCCUUCAAAUGGAUGAGUAUUAGUGAAACCGAUUGCGUUAUCAACUGCGUUAUCCAUCCAGUGGAUAGCGUUAUCAAGAUUUCGAACAACUUAGCCCUGAUUGGUUACUUUAAUUUUUUUUUCGACCCAUGUAAGGGAAUUCGGAUUCCGGAAUCCAAGACUUCUUGCUUUCAGAAAUCCGAGGUAUCUAGCUAGCACUCAUGCGUGGCGGCUUCCUUGAAUAGUUUUUACCGCUCCACGUCCUACGGAAUGUUAAACUCGUCGCAGCUGGGUCCAAUUUUUUGUUGCGUCAAAAAUGCCUUACCUUUCGGGAAAAAAGGCUUGUCGUAAACAAAAUAGGAAUCUAAAUUAGCGAGUAAAUCAGUGGAAUGUUCCCCUCUGACGUUACAGAUUUUUCCAUAAUACCCACUUACAGACUUUUGGUGAGAACAGUUUUAAUCCUGUGACCUCAAAUCAGCCAACAACGGAGCGCGCCGUUGGUGAAAAAUCCCUGCUUAUAAGUGUUGUUUACUGCUCUUUAGAAACAAUUUACCAAGAUGGCGAACACCAAACUCAAGAAGAAGAAAAAAGGUGUAAUAGGUGUCAACGGAUUCAACAAUGACGCAGGUAAUACCCAAGUUGUAUGUGACAUUUUAGUGGUCGGAGGACUGACCAAUUAAAAUGCCGCCUUUCUUUAGGGGUUCCGCUGACCGAAAGCGCAGUGUUACAUUUUUAACUUGUAAUUGGGUGUUUUCCCCAUUCCCUAUUGUUGAAAUGGUGAACAUCAAAAAAACAAUGAAUCAUUCCGUGUUAAAUAGGAAAACUGACUGCUACACUGGACAGAAGCCCAGUGUAAGGCGAACAUCAGUUCCCGUUUAUUCUAUACAAAUACACACACUCGGGUACUGCAAAGGCAGUGAAGCAGGAAAAAUGGAACAAGCUCCAAGUAUAAUAAUUUGAUCGAUAAUGUAAUAAAGAUGAUAUCGUUAGACGGAUACUUUCUUUCUCAGUCCUCAUUUUAAAACUUGGUUUGUCUGUUUGUAAGCAUUCUUGUCCUUGUUAAUUUUAACCAACUGACCGUGCUUUUCACUUACUUGAGUCUUUUUCUUUCCAGCCUUGAUCCACCGUCACGCCGGAGUGCUGGGCCUCGCAAGUUGUGUCCAAGCCUUUCCAUACGACGUCCCCUCUUGGAUGCCACAAAUUUUGCUGGAUCUUGGCGAGCAUCUGCAUGACCCGCAUCCAAUACAGGUAAGGCGGUUUGCCCUCGUCCUCCAUAAAACGUGACAUUAGGACAUUUCACGUCGUAGCUGAGAGAGGACGACGACGAAACGUAUCAAAACUAAAAAAAAGUGUGACGUGUAUUGUUUUUGUCGAUGCUGUUGCCUUCUUCGUCGUUACAUAAGCUUUUCUUAUUUCUCACCUCCCCCCCCCCCUUUCUUUCUCUUCUUUUCCUUUUUUUUUGCUUUUUUCUUCUCAUUAUCAUCGUCCUCCCUCUUAUCAUCAUAACCACAGUCUUCCUUCUGCUCCUCCUCCUCCUUCUCCUCCUCCUUGUCGUCAUCAUCAUCAUCAUCGGUUUCUUCGUUAUCAUCAUUAUUAUUGUCAUCAUCAUCAUCAUCAUCAUCACUAUCCUCGUCGAUGUCAGUCGGUCGAUCUUGUAAUAGAAGCUUCCCGUUUCUUACCUCCAUCUCUACCUCUAUUCAUAAACCUAAAAAUGAUCUUAUUGAUGCCUUUUUUCUUGGUAAAGAAUGAUUUAUGUUAUUCUUUUGUAGGGGAAUAAGGGGUGCGGGAUGGCGGAAGAGAGUUUAUAAAUAGAGCUAGAAAUAUAACAAUUCAAAAAUACGUUUUUAAGAAUUAGGUGUACUUCGCUUAUCGUGUGUGUUUUUUUUGGCUUAUGUAGGCAACAGUAAAGAAAGUGAUGUCGGACUUCCGUCGAACUCACCAUGACAAUUGGCAGGAACACAAGCAAAAAUUCACUGAGGAUCAGCUUUUGGUGCUGACAGAUCUUUUGGUCUCGCCAUGUUACUACGCUUGAAUGGCUCGAGUUGCUUUGAACGAAAACUCCACAAAGGACUCAGCACUGACAUCUGCUGAUGACAACAGAACUGUUUCUUCUGCAAAACACGUUGCUCUUGUCAUAAGAAGCCCUUCUGACAAAUUCCAUCUGCGUUCAAGAUCCCUUUUUUCCCACGAUAAUUGCCUUGUAUUGAAGGAGUUUUUUCUUUUGUCGUUUUGUUGUCGUAUGAUCAACUGCUGAAAGUUGUGAUGUUAGCAUGCGUCUUUUCUACACCUGGUUUGGGUCACGCAAGCAGGUUCUGUGGAAAGUCACGCUAUAUAUUUUGGUUCCAGUUUUGAAAACGCAAUACUUGCUAAGUGCGUGACACAGACACUCCAGUAGCCAUGCAGUCACCUUAAGAGUUACAGUCACGCAAAUCCGUUGUCACGCGCUUGUAUCAACACUGUCUAAUCUUGUUAAGGGGACACAUCGCUUUUCGACAAUUUGAAGUUCGUUUUAGGAUAGAACUCAAGCCAUUGGCAACAAAAUCGGUCAACUGACCACAUUGAAGCUGUAGAAUAGAAUGAUUUGUAUCAUUUGUAAACCAAUGGUCUUUUGAUGCUCUGUGCAGCUUUAUGGUUUUAUGAUUUUUUGAAAGGUAGCGAGGUCCUCAUCUCUGAAGAGUUCCCAUAGUCUUGAAGAAUUAAAGAAACUUUUCAAAUUUUAUUUGUAAAUUUUCCAAAACGAACAUAUUCAUAUAUGGCUUUGAAAGGGGUUUUAUUUGAAUGGUAUCAUUGCAGAAUUUCUUCCCUAUCUGACCCUUAGUCUGAAGCUUUAGAACUACUUAACUAGUCUACACUUUGGAAGAAAAGAGAACAGUUAUUUAAGGGUAAAGAUAUUAUCUAAGGUCUUUACUUUAUUAUUCAGAGCCACAGAUUUAUUUACUGAAAAUGUUACAGUUUACUUUUGUAUUAAAGUAAAACGCAUGGCCACCUUUUAUACCCUCCCCCCUCCCCCUAGUGCUGUCCAAAUCUUGAACAACUGACUGAAAAAAUGGACUGUUUGUUGGAGAUAAAUAAACGGUAACACAACAUUUUUGGUACUCGACAGCUGGCUAAAGCCGCCAUGGACAGGCGAUAUGAAAUUAAAAGCUUCUUUAGCCUUCCACGCUGACGCAGACGUUUCUUUCCCGCUUGACGAAGCCCUAAGAACGUCGGUGCGCAUGGGAGGCUAAAGAUUGCAAAAAGGUUGCAAAUUUAGCUGUUUGUAUCGUUGAGGACCUUUCGACAUGGGCUGGAGACGUGUUUCCAGCGCGAGGUCUACGGAUCAGAUGAUACGAAAAUAGCUCAGUGAUAGUGAGUUUCCAGCAACUUCCACUUCAACCGCUCUGCAAACCUCCAGACAAAUCAUUUCUUUUCGACGCUUUGACAAGAUUUUCCGAUUAGAUAAAGCCACAUUCGAAAUAACGUUCCAAAUUUAACUUAACAAUAUAAUAUAACAAGAAAUUCCGCAGUAAUCGCUCGGUGUUUCAACUGGUAAUCUAAUAUAUAGAUUUAGCCAGGGCUAAAAGCGAAGCUCUCUUUAAUAUUUAUAGUUUCCUCAAAGAAAACAACUUUGCACGUGCAGCACACUUAUUUUGUAGUUUUGCACGUGAAACUUCUUUUAACUUCCUAUUUACUCUUUUUAUGGAGGAAAUGUUUGUGUCCCUGUUCAUUCUGUUUACGUACUGCCGCUCAUUUUACUUUGGUAGCCGCUAGCAUCUCUCAUUUUCUAACCGCCGCUAUAUGAUUUUCAUGUUUUUC